Molecule: messenger RNA, 1326 nt
Organism: Patiria miniata (bat star)
Lineage: Eukaryota; Metazoa; Echinodermata; Asteroidea; Valvatida; Asterinidae
Exons: 4
Coding region: 191-766 (191 amino acids)
Source: RefSeq, a predicted model, not a curated record
UCUACUCAACAAUAUUUGCAUAGGCUUACCUAUAGUUCAUGCAAAUAGUCGUUAUAUUUAGGCGCCCACCUGCUGUAUUUUUAUAUUACCGUAAGAAUACUGAAUAAGAUCGUUUUUAAAUCUCAAAAUCGUCUUGGAUAUUACUGAAUGCCAAGCUUCACGACGACAGCGCACUUGCCAGACCUCCAAAAUGGAAUUGAGCUUCACGGGAAUGCUGUUUUAUGGACUAAUUUUGGUCUCAAUCAAUUAUGAAGUUGGAGCAGCCUUGUCGUGUUACCAGUGCGUCGAUAUGGAAGAAAUGCCAGACUCGACAAUAGACUGCGACAACCCUGGUGACGAGCUGCUCACAGUCUGCGAUGAAGGAAUCGCCCAGUGUAUGUUGUUUGAGGGAGUUAUGACGAGACCAAAUGGAGCAUCACAGGCUGGUGUGGCGCGUCUAUGCGGUCCUCCACCAGGUGCCAUACCCAACACCACAAUUCCUGAAAACCAAUGUUACUGCGACCAAGAUGCCGCCCACUGGCUCGAGGUACUCAUACCCAUCAUUGCACCGGACGACCUGACCGUAGAGGGCGGCUUUUGUUUCUGCAAUGAAGACAGCUGCAACCGCCGUAACUCAACGGAGGAUGUCUGUCCUCACGACGACGAACAUGUACAUCCAACUGACGGCGAUGGCAACGCCACUGGCCACGAGCGGGCGCUGUUGUGGCUUAUUGCUAUGGGUGUCGGUUUUAGUUGGUUUUCAGUGGGGCUGUUCACCAUCUUCUGACAUUGAACACCCUUUUUAAUAUUGCAGGAUGGGAAUCCUCACCGCCAAAAUGUUCGCCGACUAAAGUAUCAUUCCCGUGUUUUUUUUGUAGAGAAAUAUUUUCCAUACCGUAGGCUACUUAAUAUUUUUCAUUUGUUUCGAAAUCCUUAGUUUGAUACACCUCAAAAUAUAGAUUUGAUUUAUCAAAGAAAAGAUAAUAAAAGGCACGGCCGGUGUGAUUUAGUACUAUUUCAUAUUCAGAGUACGAGAAUAGUUUGCAUUACAACUUAGUAUCACGCGAAGGCCAUAGUUAAGAAUCAUGGCCACAGCCAGCCUCGUGGUGGAAAGAGAGGGUCGUUUUUACCAUGAAGUCCCCCUGGCUAUACAGGCUUGAGAAUGUAUUGAACACCACUGGGCCUUGGCUAAAGGGCCCCAGAUCUAUCUAGUAAAAUCUGAUUAUGCCACAGUAAUACAUUGCCUAAAUGUUCAGACAAAGAUCAGAGCUGCGUCCAAUUCCAUACAAAAAUAAUAAUAAAAUACUUCAUGUUUUUGGACAAUUUGUUUUGUGUACCGUGAAUAAA